AUAUCACAGAAUUGAACUGCGUAGAAAACACGAAAUAACAAACGGUCUGUGGUCAUAACAAGUUUACUUUGGCAAUUUAUAUUUGUUCACUUAUAUUCAAAGUCAUAUUGAACAAAUGUGAAUUCGUAUUUGUUUUUAUUUUCUCACCAAACUUCAAAUCGAAAAUAAAAUAAUUGGUUUGAAUUUCGAGAUUCAUCAUUGUGAAAUUACACUCAAUUUGAAUAGAACGUAAAUAAGAGUUCAUCACAAUAAUUCAACAACGUGAACCGUGAACAAAAAUCCAUUAACCAAUCUGUCAUCAACAACAUUUCCACUUCAAAUCAAAUUCUGCAAUGGCACAAGAGCCUGCUCCGAUUAUUUACAGCAAUGUGUUGCCGUGGCGUGGCUGCGAGAAACUGUAUUUGGACACCCGAACAGCUGAUGUAUUCUUUGUCUUUGGUAAAGAUGGUAACGUGAAAAUUCCGGCACACAAAAACAUUUUGUCGGCCAAUAGCAAGUUAUUCGAUGUGAUGUUUUAUGGUCCACGCAAACAAGAAGGUGACAUCCCAAUCGACAAGUCAACUCCUGAGGCUUUUAAGGAAUUUUUGCAAUUCUUUUACCUUGGAACGGUGAAAUUGACCAACGUAAAUGCAGUCCAUGUCAUGAAUCUCGGCAAACAAUAUUUGGUCGACGAGUGCUGCAAGGCCAGUUCCAACUUCACUGAGCAAACUCUGACAUUGGACAACAUGUGCUUUGGCUAUGAGGUGGCGAUCUUCUUCGAACAAACUCAUUUAAUGAAGUUUUGUGAACAGAAAAUUGGCGAAAACCCAAAGGAAAUCUUCCAGUCCAAAAGUUUUCUGUCUUGUAGAUCGAAUUUAUUGGCAAGAAUCUUGCAGCUGGACACAUUCAACUGUGACGAAUCAGUGGUGUUUGACGGUUGUAUGGCAUGGGCAAAAGCCGCCUGCAUUAAGAAAGGACUGGAUGGAACAAACAUGCAGAAUAUUCGCAAUCAGUUGGGCGACCUAUUCUACGAGAUUCGGUUUGGUGAUAUGACAGCUGAAAGUUUUUAUCCUCGGUAUCGUUCUUACGGAGGUCUAUUUUCGAUUGAAGAAUUCACAGACAUUAUCGGUAUGAUUUCAUCUAAGGAAUAUCGACCACCGAAAUUCAAUCGUAAUGAACGAAAAACGAGCCAAAUUUACAAAAAUAACACCAAUGACCUGAUUUGUGAUCGGACUGAUCCAACUGGUUUGAACCACCAACGGUACGAUCUGGGAUCGGGUACCACAAUCCAAAAUACCACGUCAUUCACAUCCAAUUGUGAGUUAGUCCUAAAGACAAUUCACUGCAAUGAAUUAUUUCCAGUUCAUGUUGAAAAGAAUAUACCAUUCAUACCAGCUAUAAUGAAUGUGAUUGAUGGAUCGACUGGUAAAAAUCUUUAUUCCGAUCAAGUGAUUUUUCUACCUCUGAGCGAAACCAAUGUCCAUCUUCCAACGCCAAUUAUCAUUCGACCAGGCGUCAAAUAUCAAAUUUGCUUUAAUCUUCAAAUUGACAAAUGUUACACUUUGAUGACCCUUAAGACCAAGGUGCAAAUGGAUCAAGGCAUCGAAAUUGAUUUCGGUUAUGAUUACGGGGAUUAUUCUUCAAAUAAAAAUCCUGGACUGGUGAAGAAAAUUAUCUUCAUGAAACCUAAAGAAUAACACUUUUAUAGUGAACGUAUAUAUGUGUAUGCUGCAAGGUAAUCAUAAUUCAGCAUUUAAUGUGAACUUACCAGCUACUAUGCAGAAUAAUAUUGAUAAUAUUAAUCACCAUUUAAUCUCUCACUGAAAACGUCCGCUGGAUGUGUGCGUCCAGUGUUUAGUCUUACAAAUAAGAAUACAUUUGGCAUUGUGAUUCAAACAAAAUCCAAUUAACAUCAUAAGCAAAAUCCAUUUUAUAUUUUCUAUAAAUAUAUUUCAAUUCAAUAAAAAAAAAAUCAUAUUUUUCAAAGUGACAA
Molecule: messenger RNA, 1972 nt
Organism: Sitodiplosis mosellana (orange wheat blossom midge)
Lineage: Eukaryota; Metazoa; Arthropoda; Insecta; Diptera; Cecidomyiidae
Product: BTB/POZ domain-containing protein 6-B-like
Exons: 2
Coding region: 333-1676 (447 amino acids)
Molecular function (GO): protein binding
Source: RefSeq, a predicted model, not a curated record